AUGGACAAUGAGGCUGGUCCUCCGACUGAGGAACCAGUAACGGCUGCGGUUCAAUCCGAGUCGGACUCCGCUUUAGAAGCUUGGUGGGAUUCGUUUUUGAAGCAAAAGCGAGCGGAGGAUGCGUUGGAUGCAGAGCUUCGUUCUACAUGGGAAAAUUGCAGCCAACGGCGCCUAAAGUUUGCGCGGGAAGUGAAGCAAAUGGCCGAACUUUAUCAACCGAUAGAGAAGCUUAUCCAGACUGUGCUCGAAUCUGACAAGGCACAUCGUGGAGAUAAUCUCUAUCGAGAGUGG
Messenger RNA from Opisthorchis viverrini, 291 nucleotides. RefSeq lists its product as hypothetical. NCBI's taxonomy places the organism in Eukaryota, Metazoa, Platyhelminthes, Trematoda, Opisthorchiida, Opisthorchiidae. The annotation marks the transcript as partial. The transcript has a single exon. The record is from RefSeq and is a predicted model, not a curated record.